GAAAAAAUACAUACUUAAAAAAUAAGAGCCUUAUGCGGCCUUAUGUGGAUAUGUAUGAAGAUGAUUGAAGUGAAUUUAUUUUAUGAAAAUAGAAAUAGAUUUGGUCACAUUGUAUUGAACCCAUUUUAUGAAGGAGCUUGUGGAUUUUCAUCCCGCUCCACAGGCUACAGCUCACAGCUGAGGAAGUAAACGGAAGCAAUCGAUGGGACUUGUCUCGCUGCCAUACUAACAGGUUCAUCCAAAAUCUGGCGUGCUUUAUUAUAGCUGGAGCAGAUGGGUUCAUCUUGAACCCGUCUAUUCAUGACGCGAAGUUUGAAUGAAACCUGGGCAACGUCAUUUGAGGAACCUCCGGCGUUCAAGAUGCGAGGUCCCAAUGAAAUCCGUUCGACGUCAGACCAAGACAUGAGUAAACCUGCCUACAACAGACCAAGACUAAUGCAUCUAGUGUCUUUUACCUGGCAACUAUCAGCUUUGGUGUUCUCCUCGUGGAAAUAGUUACUGGGAGAUGCAACAUGAAUAGUCGAUUACCUAUCGCAGAGCAAUAUCUUCUCGAAAGGACAUGGGAACUUUAUGAGAGAAGGGAGCUUGUGGGAUUGGUAGAUACGUCAUUGAAUGGGGAAUUCGACGCUGAAGUAGCUUGCAGAUUCUUGAAGAUUGGUCUUCUCUGCACCCAAGACUCUCCAAAUCUCCGGCCCUCCAUGUCAACUGUGGUCAAGAUGUUAACGGGUGAGAUUGACAUUGAAGGGAAAGAGAUUACAAAGCCAGCCCUAAUUUCCGAUUUCUUGGACCUCAAGGUCAAAAGAACCCCCAAAGCUAAGCCUGAGAAAACCAACAAUUCCUACAUUGAUACUUCUAGCUCUGGUAACCUCGAGAAUUCACUGUUGUCAUUGGGAAUGACAUCUGUUCCAACCAUGACCUUUACUGCAAUAUACGAUCGGAGCAGCGAAGAAUAAAAAAGAUAACACUGAAGUGAUGAACUCAUCUAAAACGAAUCAUUCCUCCCACUCUCCCAGCAUUAGUCUCCUA
This is a messenger RNA of Rhododendron vialii, 1026 nucleotides long. Its product is annotated as cold-responsive protein kinase 1-like. NCBI's taxonomy places the organism in Eukaryota, Viridiplantae, Streptophyta, Magnoliopsida, Ericales, Ericaceae. The coding region runs from base 513 to 953 and encodes 146 amino acids. The record is from RefSeq and is a predicted model, not a curated record. The transcript is spliced from 3 exons.